AUGCCGAGGUCACGUAAAUUGUCAUCAAAGAAGUCCAAAUCUCGCAAAAGGCCCGCCGCCGCCCAAGACGAAGGCUGGUACACCAUCAGGCGCAUUCUUGAUGAGAGGACCGUAAAAGGUCGCGUCGAAUACCUGGUUGACUGGGACGAUAAUACCGUCACCGGGCAAGCUUAUGAUCCGACUUGGGACUUUCUUACUAAUGUUCAUGUGCCGCAGAGCUCUGAGGUUACAAGUAUUGCCAAAGUGGAAUGGGAAAAGGUCAAGGCUCGGCGUCGCGGAGAGGAGCAUCAGCUUGAACAGCAGCUUGAACAGCAGCUUGAACACCAGUUCGAGCCGGGACCAGGGCCGGACCCGGAGCUAGACCCGGAGCAACAGCUGCAGGAUCGGCAGCAGCCAGAGCAGUCAAAUCAUCAGGAGCCAGAAGCCCAACCGGAGCCCGCAUCAGAUCAAGAGAGCGACAACAGCCAACCGCCGCGGCCCGCUCAUCAGCGGCGCAUCAACAAGAAGCGGCGACGCUCAGCCUCAUUGAUCUCAUCAUCUUCCACCUCAUCCCCUAUUCGGCCCCGUAAAGCCCCUAGGAGUGACACCUGCGGAUCUCUAUAUGACGAGCCUCCAGCAUCUCUCGCGUCGUCUCCUUCAAUAUCUACACCCUCCGAACUCCCAGAGCUGCCUGACGUAGAUCUCUCAGAAUAUCGUUCGCGAGCUACGUCUCUGGUGGUAGAGAUUCCCAAGAACUCGAAUCUUAACCCGGCUGAUUACUCGAGUGUCAUCGGGUCGCAAUCAAGCGGCAAGUCUACGCAGUCGCUGGCCGAGCUUGAAAACGAAGACAGCCGCGUCGCCAUUGCGCGAAACAGUCAAGGAACUGUUCCAGAUUCGCAAGAGAUUACAGAUCGAUCUUGGACCCAGCAGCAAAUUCCGGCUGGAUUGCCGCCAUCCUCCAACCGAUUGAUUGAGUCCCAGCCUCAAGAUAUCAUACCAGAAUCUAGUUCUCACGUCAUUCCGGACUCUUUUGAGGCGCCUUCAAAACCGAUAUCACAGGGACCUGGUAAGGAAACUAAAGAGCGACACGACUCCUCUCUGUCUAAUCAUAAUCCCACCGAUACGGCAUCCGAGGACCGCAUUCAAGAGUCACAUGCGACUGUCAGUUCAGAUAUUCCUUCCCGCCAGCCCGAUCAGUUAAGAGAGGUCUCAGGAGCCGGCAGCCCAGUUUUGUCUGAGUCGUUAUCACACAAUACAUCCGGUUCCCCUGAUCGACAGCCUCUAGCAUCAUCAGGGUCCGCCGUAUCUAUACAUACACAACAAGACGCAACCCCCCGGUUUUUUACUCAACCGUUUUUUGCAACCGUAUUAGAGAUCCCCGAGAGUUCUUUACCUAGUCGAAUCCUUGAAUCACCUGCUCAUCCCGCUGCGGGGAUUGCCUCUACAUACAGCUCGAGCACUCUAUCUGCGUCGGACUCAGGGGCUUCCCAAGCUGCUCAGAUAGUUCCUCGCGAUUUCGAGGCACCGACCCAACAACCUCUUAUGGAAAGCAAGUCUCAAGAAAGUCUAGCCCAAUCUAGCCCAAAUCGCCCACGAGAGGCUGCCAAUCUCCUGCCACAGCAAUCAGCCCCGGCACGCUUCGUAGGCCAUCCCGGAGACAUCUUAGGCUCUCCAGCGAAACCAAAAACCCCACUCAAUUCAUACAAAGGCCAGAAAAUGGAAAACGAGACUCCAGAGCAGGCCAAGGAGAGGCAGGCCAAGGAGAGGCAUAGCCUAGGUGUUGUCGCAGCACUAUCGGACAUCUUUAACUUGGACGAGUUGAAUAGCGAAGCUGAUUCUACGUCGCAUCAAUCAGCGUCCCAUCAAAUACCACUCCACCAGAUCUCAGCUGAAGAACCCGCUGAGCACCAUGCACCGUUAGAGAAAGGCGUACCCAAUACGUACACUGAGCUACCUGUGCAUUCAACAGAUUUGCCUCACGGCGCUAAAACGCCUGGCGGCAAUGAGAAAGAACAAGCCGGAAAUAUGGUGGCCGCAGCUGCUACCGAAAGUACAGGAAAUGAUAGGGACACAACGACCUCGACACUUGGGCCACAAAUCUCAACUCCACAGGAACCCAUUGCCGCAGAAGUGGCAGACAUAUAUGGCCCAGCCUUUGUCGGAGCAGAGCUGGAGCCACCAACUGUGGCUGCCCCAGAGUUUAUCCCGGCACAGCAGUCUACAGUCUCCCUUGCUGACAUCAGUCGACAACCGGAGCCAGCAUACAAAGAUAUCCCUCUGGUGCCUUUUGUUAGCCCGAGUGAAACUAUGAUGCAAGAACAUUCAACGGAUACUGCUCAUUCCGAGCAGGUUCAGCGCGAACAUAGUCCCGCCGAAUCAUCGGUGUCUUUCGCCGCUUCAGCAGCGGUAGAACAUGUUGUGACACUCCCCUUCCAAGCAAGCUUGCGUCAGAGGUACAACGACUUUAUAACCGAAUUCAAGACUCCGAUCCAGGACUUUAACAAGUCUUUCAGCGACGAGCACUACUCGGAGCCAGAUCCGCUCCUGGUCAAUCGCAUUGACGAGUUAUUUAACAUCUUGUUGAAUGUAUGCGAUUAUCCCGAAGACGUGGUGGGAAGCGACCUCGAAACUCUGCCUCCAGCAGAGCUUGCCAAGUAUUGCUGUGAUGCCAAUCCCAAGUUCAACUUCCUCUUUGAACUUUUGAGCGGCAUUAUAAAGCAUCACUUGAACAUUUUGAUAAUCGCUCGCUCUCCAGACCUCCUCCGGCUCCUUUGUCAUUUAGCAGAAGCUCUGAAGAUGCCAUUCAGUUGCGAUGCUCUUGGUGAAUCGGAUCUCUCAUCCGCCGAUUCAUCCAGUUCUAAAUUGGUUCUUGCACUUCCGACCGGUGACAUCGAUGCUCAGGAGUUCGAUGUUGUGAUUGGAUACGACCAUUCUUUUAGGAACUCGUCCAUUGCACAAGGACUCAGAAGCGCCGACAACAAUAGGCAGCAGCUUAUUCUGGUUCUGGUUACAACUUAUUCAAUUGAGCAUAUUGAUCCUCAGAUAUCAGACGAUUUGACUCUAAUAGAACGAAAGAGUGUCCUGGUAUCAGGAAUUGUGGGCGCUCGGAAUUUGGUGGCCAGCCCCGAACGCGGCUACCUAGAGCCACAUGAGAUUGCCGCCUUAUUCAUAGAAUACCUCACAGGUGAUCAACAAACGCUUCUAUGGGAAGCGAUUCCUGUCCCAGAUACCGUUCUUGAUGUGUAUGUCCAUUCCCAAUCGCGAUCACAGAUGCUGGCAUUUGCCCAUCAUGAGCAAGAAAGCGGUCGCAAACGCAAACAUAACGAAUCGGACGUUUUUGAGACCAAGAGACCACGGGUGCUUUCUACAAGUGAGGCGACGGCAGCGAUUGGAACAGGCCAGGCUCCCGUAUCUGACGAAGUGAGAGCUAUGCUGGCUCAAUUUACCACCGCAAUAGGGGACUCUUCUCGACCACAAGUAUUGAUCAAUGUCUCCCAUGCAUCAUUACAGAAAAUGGCUGAAAUGUUUGCCGAGUACAGGCGUAACCUAGAAGCUGCAGAUUGCGGCGUGGAAUAUCGAGCAGUGAUUUCAAGCCUCGAGAAACGGGUCAAGGAGUAUGAGAGAACAACGCACAGAGUGUAUGAGGCCAAACGGGCUGCGCUGCAAGACCGUUCUCGGUUUGAAGCCGAAAGACACAAAAUGGAGGAAGCCAUGCAGUCUGCUGUGGCUCAAUCGGAGAAGGAAGCUGAAAAAGCAAAGAAAACCAUUAUGGAGCUGGAAGCUACUGUGGCUCGGCUGACAGAAGACCCAAAUGCCUCCGAUCCACAAAAUACACCCUUGGCAAAAACCGAGAAGCUCUUACACGAUACCCAGUCCAAAGUUUCUCUUCUCGAGAAGCGGCUGGAGAAUGCCCACAAGGACGCAGACUACAUUCGGAAUCUGUAUCAGGACGCUGCCUCGACUGCUUCUGGGCUGAAGUCAGAAAACAACCAGCUAAGAAGCCAAAACGAGGAACUUGCCAAGAAGGCUUCCGAAAAUUUCGUCAAAAUCCAUGAGAUCCAGAAGCGAGAUACCGCAAACAUGUUCGUUGCACAGGUUGCAGAGCUCAACCUUCAGAUCCAACAGAGGGAGAGGGAGCUGGACCUUGCCAAUGAAGAGCUUCGACAGCUCAAGAACGGCCGGCGAGAGACCCGACAGUCUAGUGUACCACGGAGUCCACGCAUGGGCAUGCUGAGCCCGCUCGGUCGAGCAUACGGGGGCCCAGGUAGUAGGGGGGCCAGCCCGGCUCUGGGACCCGGUACUGAAGGGAUGCAGCACUACGGGCAGCAGCCAAGAAACAGAUACAAUCAUUUGAAAUAG
Messenger RNA from Trichoderma aggressivum f. europaeum, 4338 nucleotides. RefSeq lists its product as uncharacterized. The record is from RefSeq and is a predicted model, not a curated record. The transcript is spliced from 4 exons. Lineage: Eukaryota; Fungi; Ascomycota; Sordariomycetes; Hypocreales; Hypocreaceae. Bases 1 to 4338 code for a protein of 1445 amino acids.